This is a messenger RNA of Drosophila subobscura, 1030 nucleotides long. RefSeq lists its product as uncharacterized. Gene Ontology annotation, biological process: DNA repair. The coding region runs from base 68 to 943 and encodes 291 amino acids. The record is from RefSeq and is a predicted model, not a curated record. Gene Ontology annotation, cellular component: nucleus; Smc5-Smc6 complex. The transcript has 5 exons. NCBI's taxonomy places the organism in Eukaryota, Metazoa, Arthropoda, Insecta, Diptera, Drosophilidae.
AAAUUUAAAAACAAACGACAAUUGUUUUGUCUAAAAGAUCAAAUUUGUCAUUUUGGUUUUAGAAAUCAUGGACUCUCUUACAAUCGACAGCGAAGAGGCUGCUCGGAUUAUGUGCUUACAACAACUAAUUGAAAAAAAUAUAGAGAUUGAGCAACAGAUUGAAAAUAACAAUUUCGACGCUUCAAUAUUGGCCAUAGAAACUAUUAUUAAACAAUCAAACGAAAUAUCAAAGGGACAGAAAGAACGUCGUACAAAUCCCACGGAGCUUGUACUAGACACUGAGUUGCUAAGGCGCAAUCAUGAAGUGGUUGGAAAGGCUAUACAAUAUAACACAAACUUCACAGAUCAAAUGGUCCUCACAGCUAUUACUAAUUUAGUUUUUAAAGACAACGAUGAAAAUUGGGACUCUCUUUGCACAGAAGUUAUUAAAUAUGGAAUGCCGCUAUACACGAAUGACAGCAUGAUUGCUUUCAUUGAUGUUGCACCGAAACUUCACAUUCAAAAGAACCGUGCUCAACGCAAACGAAAAACUUUGGUUGAAGAAAAGCGACCAAAAAAAAGUGACAAGCUGCUGCGCAAGGAGGAGGGCUCAGCAUCGGUCAGCAAUACGUUGAAACAAAUCCGACAAAUCUACAGAUCUGGUAACGACCAGCCCAUACCGUAUUUCAAAUUAAUUUGUCACCCUACAAAUUUUAUGGACUCUGUUCAGAAUUCAUUGAAUGUUUCAUUCCUUGUUCAAGAAAAUAUGGUUUACAUUGAGCCAGGAAAUGAUAAUUUACCACAGAUUCGGUGCGUUGCAAACCCCAGAACAUUAUCUACAAACGGGUCUUCUGCUCAGGCAAUUUGUGCCAUUGAUGUCGACUUUUGUCAGAAAAUGGUAAAGCAUUACAACAUUCAAGAACCAAUGCUGAAAAGACUGGAAAAAAACGAUUGUGUGUCAUAACAAAUCAACACACAUGGAUCUCAUUUCAAAAACAAUAUAUGUAUAUUUUUUGACACCGAAUGAGAUUGGAAAUGAAAGAUUAAUAAU